Molecule: messenger RNA, 2112 nt
Organism: Lodderomyces parapsilosis
Lineage: Eukaryota; Fungi; Ascomycota; Pichiomycetes; Serinales; Debaryomycetaceae
Product: ferric reductase family protein
Exons: 1
Coding region: 1-2112 (703 amino acids)
Biological process (GO): intracellular iron ion homeostasis; iron ion transport; copper ion import
Cellular component (GO): plasma membrane
Molecular function (GO): ferric-chelate reductase activity
Source: RefSeq, a predicted model, not a curated record
AUGGAAGCAAAUUUUUGUGGACCAAGAGAUAGAUCAUGUCCUUGCACAAACGAAAAUGCAUUAGCUACAGUUGCUGGUUGCUUAUAUUCCAUUAAUAAAACUGAUGAAAAAUACUUAGAGCCAUGGAUCGAAACUUGUGAGCACAUGAAUGUUACAUUGGAAGGCAACUGGUUUGAACAAGCUAUUGAAUAUUACAAAGAGAAUGCCAAAUCAGCUAAGGAAAUCCCAAAUUUUAAUAGAUCAAGACCAAUUGAUGUUCCUUUCAUCUUGAACAGUUCUAGGACUGAUGUGUUUCAAGAGUCAUACAAAAGAUUCUACAACAAUCUUUACGAUUCAGUCAAUUACGGAGCUGGUCUUUUAGGUUACUGGUUAUUGGUGUUGCUUUUGGGUGCAAUCUUCAACUGGACAAAGUUUUUAUUCCCCGGCCUUACAAAGAAGAUGACCAACCCAGUGGUCAACUUUUGGAGAGCAAACAUUUCAUUACCAGCCACUUUCAAGAUGAAGAAGCUGCAAGAGCAACAAUUUUUGAAAUUUUUUGGUUUUUUGAUUCCCUCAAGAUUCGAGAAGUUGGUUGUCUUCUUAUUCUACUGUGUUACCAUUUGGAUGAAUGCAAUAAACUUAAAAGCACCUAAAGAGGAAGCCAUGUACGGAUCCAAAUACAGGGCAGAGUUGAGGUAUGUUGGUGAUAGAACUGGAAUCACAGCAACAAUGAUGAUGCCAUUGGUGUUCUUGUACGCUGGUAGGAAUAACUUUCUUCAAUGGUUAGUUGGUUGGGACUAUAGUACAUUUGUUAUGUACCAUAGGCACACCGCUCGUAUCAUGUUUAUGUUGGUUGUUGUUCAUGCUGUUUGUUAUACUGUAUUAUUCGGAAGCAACUACUCUUGGAGGGUUCAAGCCAAGUACCUCAAAUGGGGUAUCGUUGCUACAAUUUGUGGUGGAUUGAUCAUGGUUCAAGGUAUGCUUUACUUGAGAAGAAGAUGGUAUGAAGUGUUUUUGAUUUUGCACAUUCUUUUGGCAGUAUUUUGGACAGUUGGUGCUUGGAUUCAUGUUGAAGACUUGGGUUACAUCUGGUUGGUUUAUCCAGCAGUUGCAGUUUGGUGCUUCGACAGAGCUGUCAGAAUUGGACGUUUGUUCUCAUUUGGCUUCCCACAUGCUGAUGUUACCUUGUUGAGUGAUGAAACUUUGAAAGUUGUGAUCCCAAAGCCAAGUUACUGGAAGUCGGUCCCUGGAGGACAUGCAUUCAUCCAUUUCUUGAAGCCAACCUACUUUUGGCAAUCCCACCCAUUUACAUUUACAGACUCAGUUGAAAAUAAUCAUAGUAUUGUGUUGUACUGUAAAGUCAAGGGAGGUGUCACUCACAGUUUGUAUCAAUCAUUGGCAAAAGCCCCAGGAAGAACAUGCAAAAUCAGAGUUAGUGUUGAAGGACCUUAUGGUGAGUCUACCGCUGCUAGGUAUGCCGACACUGCUGUGUUUAUGGCAGGUGGUAAUGGUAUUCCUGGUAUUUACUCUGAAGUCAUUGACGUUGCAAAGAGAACAAAGGAUGGUCAAAAUAAAGUGAAGUUGAUGUGGGUUGUUAGAGAAUGGAGGUCUCUAUAUUGGUUCUACGAGGAACUUCUUAAUUUAAGAGACACCAAAAUUGAAACCACCAUCUACAUUACUCAACCAUCAUGCCAUGUAUUCAUUGAUGAAUUCAAUAAUAGGUUUCAAGGGUUGGAAAGAUUAGAGGAAGAUUCGGAGAAUUUGGACCAUGAAAAGGAAUAUUCAAUCAAUGAAGUGGUUCAAGUAGAAGAAAACUCUAGUGACGAGAAGCAAGACUCUAUCAAGGAAGUUGCAAAAAUUGAGCAAAACUCUUAUGAUGAAAAGGGGGGUUCAACUCACAGAAUUGUUGAUAUAAUCAAAAGGGAGCUUUCUCAUGUUAUAUUCAAAGAAGGUAGACCUUCAAUUAAGGAUAUCAUUCCACAAGAAAUCCACGAAUCGAAUGGAUCGAUUGCAUUCGUGACGUGUGGUCAUUCGGCUAUGGUUGAUGAGAUUCGUUAUUGCUGUGCAAAGAAUGUCACCAAUCCGGAUAAAAAGAGGGUUGACUUUUAUGAGCAAGUUCAAGUUUGGGCUUGA